GUCGGGCGUGACUCGCCGCCGGGCUUGAAGGAGGCAGCGCCUGGAGGUGAGGGGAGCGCGGCUGGGCUGGCGGAGGUUUUUCAGUAGAGACUGUGGAACUGUUUUUCCUUGGCUCCUGCUCCAUGAGAUCAACUAUGGAACAUGCUCAAGAGCAUGAAGCAUGUCUUGAGCAAACCCAGAAGUAUUGUGUGGAGAGACCAAUAUAUAACCAAGAGCUCUUGCAAGGACAGCUGCACAGACGAGAAAGAACACCUCAGACUUUGAGGCAGAAGAUUGCACAUUCUUGUCGUUGUUCUUCUAAGAAAGCCAAGUCUCAUCUUUACAGUUUCUUACCAAUUUUAAAAUGGCUUCCCCGUUACCCAGUGAAGGAAUACUUACUAGGAGACAUCAUCUCAGGUAUAAGCACUGGGGUUAUGCAGCUUCCUCAAGGUUUAGCCUAUGCUUUGCUGGCAGCUGUUCCCCCAGUAUUUGGCCUAUAUUCUUCAUUUUAUCCUGUCUUUCUAUAUACUUUUUUUGGAACCUCCAAGCACAUAUCAAUAGGCACCUUUGCUGUGAUUAGUAUGAUGGUUGGUGGUGUUGCUGUGAGACAAGUGCCUGAUGAAAUAAUUUCUGUAGGCUAUAAUUCUACUAAUGUUACGGAUUCCCUUGAAUAUUACCAUGCUAGGGAUACCAAGAGGGUACAGGUAGCUGUGACUCUCGCCUUUCUUUCAGGAAUUAUCCAGUUGUGUUUAGGUCUCCUUCGAUUUGGAUUUGUAGCCAUCUAUUUAACGGAGCCUCUGGUGCGAGGGUUUACUACUGCUGCUGCGGUUCAUGUCUUUACUUCUCAAUUAAAGUAUCUCCUUGGCAUUAAGACUAACCGAUACAGUGGACCCCUCUCAGUUGUAUACAGCAUUGCUGCUGUGCUUUCAAAAAUAACAACAACCAAUAUUGCUGCACUGAUUGUUGGAUUAACGUGCAUUGUUCUGUUGUUGAUUGGCAAGGAAAUCAAUCUCCGGUUUAAGAAGAAGCUUCCAGUUCCUAUUCCUAUGGAGAUCAUUGUGGUAAUUAUUGGCACAGGAGUUUCAGCUGGAAUGAAUCUGAACGAGUCAUACAGAGUGGAUGUUGUUGGCAAUAUUCCUCAAGGGUUACGUGCACCAGCAGUUCCCGAGAUUCAGCUCAUCCCAGCAAUAUUUGUGGAUGCGAUAGCAAUAGCAAUAGUUGGAUUUUCGAUGGCUGUAUCAAUGUCCAAGAUCUUUGCCCUUAAACAUGGCUACACCAUUGAUGGGAAUCAGGAACUUAUUGCCUUGGGAAUAUGCAACUCUGUGGGGUCAUUUUUCCAAAGCUUUUCAAUCACUUGUUCAAUGUCUCGGAGUCUUGUUCAGGAAAGCACUGGUGGAAAAACUCAGAUUGCAGGUGCUCUCUCUUCAAUUAUGGUUCUGUUGGUAAUUGUGGCUAUUGGAUACCUCUUUGAACCACUUCCACAGACAGUGCUAGCUGCAAUUGUCAUGGUGAACCUGAAAGGAAUGUUUAAACAGUUCGGAGAUGUCAUGCACUUCUGGAGAACCAGUAGGAUUGAGCUGGCCAUCUGGGUCGUAGCUUUUGUGGCUUCUCUUCUCCUGGGACUAGACUAUGGUUUGCUUACCGCAGUAGCGUUUGCAAUGAUAACUGUUAUUUACAGAACGCAAAGCCCUCAAUACAGAAUUCUUGGUCAGAUUCCCAACACUGACAUCUACUGUGAUGUGGAAGAAUAUGAAGAGGUUAAAGAAUAUCCUGGAAUAAAAAUAUUUCAAGCUAAUGCAUCACUUUAUUUUGCCAAUAGUGAGUCAUAUACAAGUGCACUGAAGAAGAAGACUGGAGUGGACCCUUGUGCCGUAUUGGCAGCAAGGAGAAAAGCCCAGAAGAGGCACACCCGGGAAAUAAAGGCAGCAAAUGAACUUAGAAAGAAAGCUGUACUGAAACUAGUGAAUUCUUCGACUAAUGACGUGGAAGCAAGCGUAAAACAUGAGAUAGCAAAUGAUGAGUUACCUGUAAAUGGAAAAUUUGCAUCUGCAGAUGCUAGUGUACAAGACAAGUCUCCUGAUGAGCACGAACAUUUUGUGGAGCCCAAACCAAACAUCCACUCUUUAAUUCUGGAUUUUACACCAGUGAACUUUGUGGAUUCAGUUGGAGCAAAAACAUUAAAAUCAAUUAUAAAAGAAUACAAGGAAGUUGGUGUCUGUGUCUGUAUUGCCAGCUGUAGUGGCCCUGUUAUGAAUGAACUGACAAGACUGAAAUUUUUUGAUAACACUGUAACAAGAGAGCUGCUGUUUCACAGUAUUCAUGAUGCUGUACUUGCUUGCCAAGUGAAAGACAGGUCUGCUUCACAGACUAACUUUGACCUCUGAAGAGUGGCAUCAAGCAGAAUGGAAGCCAGAUUUAUGCUGAUGGAGACUCUUUCUGAAUAUUUAAUUUGCACAGUUUAAAGAGAGCCUAAGGCUAUUUGUAUCUACGGGUAUAGGAUGGUGCUUAUUUUCUGUAGGAAGAGUGAAUAAGGAAUUGGAAGCCUUCAUGCUCUUGAAUUUUUUCCUUCAAUCAGGGUAUAUCCUUCCAAAACAUAUGAGCACAAAAUUAUGCAAGACAAAAAAAUUGAGUGUAUUCUGCUACAAUCAGAAUCCAAUAGACAGGGUGACAUUCCUACUCCUGUUGAGAAAAUGGGCACUUUAACUCACUACGAGGUGGGAUCUUGCAGGAAAUAACUGUUCUGCAAUUGCAAUGCACUGUACCAGUGUCUUUAAAGAACUUCUGGAUUACUUUUAAAGCCUGAUGUCAACAUCUACACACAACAGAUUUAUAUAAAUUAAAUUAAUCUGCCAGCUGGAUUAAUGAAUUCACACUGGUGGUGUUUAGCUGCUGCACUUUUUAAACCUGGAUGGUACAGUUAAUUUUUUAAAUAUCUAACCUGUCUCAACUAUACUCAGCUCUUUGUUGCCUUAACGAUUUCACUCUAAGUGAACUUCAGAUUAGAAACCCAUUGUUUAGUUAUUACAUUAUCAAUAAUGGUACAUUCACUGCCAAAACAAAAUUAUACUUUCUACAAAAGAAUAGUUGAUUUUAAGCUAAAAUUAGUUUAGCUUCAAAGUGUGAAGACAAAACUGGUUUAAGGCAGGAGUGAAGCCUUUUAAAAGUAAAUUAUGAACUGAUGCCCUAUAUGCAAUCUUGUCAGAUGGAAUAAAAAUGUAGACAGGGUCUAAAGUCUCAGUGGUCUA
This is a messenger RNA of Athene cunicularia (burrowing owl), 3224 nucleotides long. RefSeq names its product solute carrier family 26 member 5 (gene SLC26A5). The record is from RefSeq and is a predicted model, not a curated record. Gene Ontology annotation, cellular component: membrane. The coding region runs from base 123 to 2363 and encodes 746 amino acids. Gene Ontology annotation, molecular function: chloride transmembrane transporter activity; bicarbonate transmembrane transporter activity; oxalate transmembrane transporter activity. The transcript has 19 exons. Gene Ontology annotation, biological process: transmembrane transport. NCBI's taxonomy places the organism in Eukaryota, Metazoa, Chordata, Aves, Strigiformes, Strigidae.